UCCCCCGAUAGCAAAUCACCGAAUAUUAAUUCAGCAGCUGGGAAAGAGCGAGAGCGAGCGAGCGCAAUGUAUCAUCCUACUGGCGGGACCUGGUAACAGGAGGGAGGGGGGCCUCGCCAUCACCCCCACCCCUACAGAUCACUAAAUAAAGAAGGGGACGGAUCCGUCGGCAACCGAGAGGAAAAAGGGGGCGGGAAAGUGUGUGGGGUUGAGGGGGGGGAGAGGGAGAGAGAGAGAGAGAGAGAGAAGGGGAGAGAGAGAAAGAGGGAGAGGAUGAGUCCUCGAAAUCCGCCCAGCCAAGGCAGCCUUUCAGUGCUGGAUGCAGCGUCUCCUCUCAAAAUGAUGGUGCGGGCGCUGCUCCUCUUUUCGCUCAUCCAGGGUUCUAGCCAAAAGAGUGAUGACGAUUAUGAAGAUUAUACAACCAACAAAACCUGGGUUUUGACUCCCAAAGUUCAUGAAAGUGAUGUUACCCUUAUUUUAAAUGGCCUGCUGGAGGGAUAUGAUAACAAACUAAGGCCAGAUAUAGGAGUGCAGCCAACGGUAAUUCAUACUGAUAUGUAUAUCAAUAGCAUUGGCCCAGUGAAUGCCAUCAAUAUGGAAUAUACAAUAGACAUUUUUUUUGCUCAAACCUGGUACGACAGACGGCUAAGAUUCAACAGCACCAUUAAAGUGCUGAGGUUGAACAGCAACAUGGUGGGAAAGAUCUGGAUCCCUGACACAUUCUUCCGAAACUCAAAAAAGGCUGAUGCUCAUUGGAUAACAACUCCCAAUCGGAUGCUCCGGAUCUGGAAUGAUGGCAGAGUACUAUAUACACUGAGAUUGACGAUAGAUGCUGAGUGUCAGUUACAGUUGCACAACUUUCCAAUGGAUGAACAUUCUUGUCCACUGGCAUUUUCAAGCUAUGGCUACCCAAAGGAAGAGAUUAUCUACAUGUGGAAGCGCAGCUCAGUAGAAGUAGGAGACACUAGAUCCUGGAGGCUGUAUCAGUUUUCAUUUAUUGGGCUCAGAAAUACAACUGAAGUCGUGCCGACAACUUCAGGAGAUUAUGUGGUCAUGGCAGUCUACUUUGAUCUAAGCAGAAGGAUGGGCUACUUCACCAUUCAGACUUACAUCCCUUGCACACUCAUUGUAGUGCUAUCUUGGGUCUCUUUCUGGAUUAAUAAGGAUGCCGUCCCAGCCAGAACAUCUUUGGGUAUCACAACUGUCCUGACAAUGACCACCCUCAGCACGAUCGCUCGCAAAUCCCUCCCCAAGGUCUCUUAUGUGACAGCAAUGGAUCUUUUUGUAUCAGUUUGCUUUAUUUUUGUUUUUUCUGCCCUGGUGGAGUAUGGGACUCUUCACUAUUUUGUCAGUAACAGAAAGCCAAGCAAGGAUAAAGACAAAAAGAAGAAAAACCCUCUUCUUCGGAUGUUUUCAUUCAAGGCACCUACAAUCGAUAUCCGCCCCAGGUCAGCUACUAUCCAAAUGAACAAUGCCACACACCUCCAAGAACGGGACGAAGAAUAUGGAUAUGAAUGUCUCGAUGGCAAGGACUGCGCAAGUUUCUUCUGCUGCUUUGAGGAUUGCCGAACGGGAGCCUGGCGGCAUGGAAGGAUACACAUCCGCAUUGCCAAAAUGGACUCAUACGCCCGUAUAUUUUUCCCAACUGCAUUCUGUUUGUUUAAUCUGGUCUACUGGGUGUCCUACCUUUACCUUUAAACAAGUAGAAAAGAAAUUGGGUGAGAAGAGCCUUACUCCUGGAAUUUAUUAGAGAGAUGGGUAACCUGUAUAAAUCCAAGCUGACGCCCCGCUCCAAUGGCUGUAGUGCACUUGAGGGGAAUUUUUAACAUACUCGUGGGCUUUCCUGCAAGUAGAAGCAUCCCAUUCUCUUUUGUGCCUGGGAAUACUCUACGCACGCUCCUUUAUGCACACAGAGCAUUCCCUGACAUGUGCAGGAGGUGGAUCAGCCCUGCGUCACUUAGGAAUCCAUUGCACAUCAUGGAACUCUGAACUUCUAAAGUGGUCUGAAUUCUUUAGUGCCAUAGCCCAGUAAAUAUCAUAUCAUAUAUAUUGUCUAAGGCUACCAUGAAAUUGUUGUAGUUUGAAUGCUAUCAGUCAACGUUUUAAGAAAUUCGAUAAGCAAAAAAAGAAACAAGUAUUACAUACGAUACCAAUGAAUCUGAGAGGCACCGUAGGGAGAGGACCCACAGACCAUUAGAUUUUGGGCAUUAUGCAGUGGCAGCAGUUCAAAGGUAAAAAUACCAUUCAGUUUGUGAGCAUUCACUAUAAAUAUGUGAUAUCUUUGUCCUCUGUGGGCUUUUCCUUUUGGAAGAGUCAUCUCUCACUUCAGAUCGAUGUAACUAGUCUAGGGGAAAAUAGCUUUUCUUUACAUCCAAAUAAAAAUAGAACUUUUGGGUGACCUCCCUAAAAGCACAUGUACAAAUGUUGUAAAUAUUUCACUACCUUGUAGUACUUGGGUCUAGUGCAUGGAGAAUUAUUAUUUUUUGGGGGGGAUAAAUGGAGCGAAGAUACCAUAUACAAUAUUGUAUUUUAUUUCAUAUCCCUGGCUUUGCUGUUAUAGCAGAAAAAAACAUGGAUUAAAAUCAUCCUUUUCUUUCCUGGCAGAAAUGCCUUCUCCCUCAUGCAUGGAAGAUUUGAACAGACAGCACUUUCUGUAAGAAGUUAGACAAGCCUUAAGACGUUGAACAGAACAUGAUCCAUAGACAGAGCACAUCAGUAAGACCAAUAUAAAUAAUACCUUAGUCUAUAGAUUAGCUCCAGGUGUUUGCUGCUGUUUUAUUCCUCAUUUCUCCAUAGCAACUGAAACUACAAUUAUUAUGUACUACAAGAUUGGCUGCGGUAUUCUGAAGCAUUUGUUUGCAGUCAACUGAUCAUUCCCUACUCUGAAUGCCGAUCAUUUGCACCUAGAAUAUUUUGCUGAGAUGCAUGAUCCAUCUGAAGAAACCAGAGCCAAAUAUAGCUCUUGCUAUAUUUGCUUUUUCACAAAUGCAGCAAACAUUUGUUUUCCAAGCAGAUGUUGGGACAUUUUCAUUUUUGCCAGUAUAUAGUCCCACUGUUCACCAUGCAUUUGUGUGGGGUCAGUUGUAUUCCUCUACCCCAGUUGGUUGAUGAUGAUAUAGAGUAUAUCCACAGCUAAAACAUGAUUUAGAGGUAAAUGAACAGCAAAAACACAAAAGUGGUGAUGGUGGGAGUGAGAGAGAGGGUGUCUUUAAUAAACCGUAUCUGUGUAGCACAUGUGUAUUCAAAUAACAACCAAACCCACUUGGGUGAAUCUUGAAAUUCAUUUAGCAGUAGCUAAUGGUUUUAAAACACCUGUACAAUGGUCAAUUAUGCAACGUUAAGCACAUGUAAAUAUAACCAACUUUUUUUUAUUGUCACAAACUGAAAACACCAGUUCAUAUCAAAUAGGUUUGCAACUGGGAAUGAGGAAAUAUAUAUAUAUAUAUAUAUAUAUAUAUAUAUAUAUAUAUAUAUAUGAAUGAUAUAUAUGAUAUAUAUAUAUAUAUUAUCACUGCAGAAUUAACAAUAACCAAUACAGAGACCUAAGGACAAUUUUCCAAUGUCUGUAUAGUUUUGGAAAUAAACAUGUAUAGAAAGCUA
Molecule: messenger RNA, 3600 nt
Organism: Podarcis muralis (Common wall lizard)
Lineage: Eukaryota; Metazoa; Chordata; Lepidosauria; Squamata; Lacertidae
Gene: GABRG2
Product: gamma-aminobutyric acid type A receptor subunit gamma2
Biological process (GO): chloride transport; monoatomic ion transmembrane transport; gamma-aminobutyric acid signaling pathway
Cellular component (GO): membrane
Molecular function (GO): extracellular ligand-gated monoatomic ion channel activity; GABA-A receptor activity
Source: RefSeq, a predicted model, not a curated record